AUGAAAGUCGUUGGCGAGGGCAAUGCUAACAUACUGAUCGACUAUGGGAACGCCAAUUGGUUAUACAGAUGUUGCGUGCGGUUCAAAGACUCUUUGAAGCGAAAUAAUGAAUACAGCAUUGAAAACCUGCAGUAUAUUGAAACGUCGGUGAAAGCGUUUCUAGGAGAUCUAUUGUGUCCAAUGGAGCUUAAAGAAUUGCCUCUGAAGGGUUUGGAGAGCAUUUUGGGUCGGUACGUUGCAAAUUUGGACGAUACCAAAGUGAUCGUAUUCGAAAUGCCGAAUCUAAAGCCUAGAUAUCUUGAAAAGACUGCAUAUGCCGAUCGGUUCACGCAAAUCUAUACCUCUGCAGACUCGAGCUGUGUGGUGCUCGAGCUUAAGCCCAAAUGGCUGUAUAAUCCGUCCGCUUAUUGCAGGAACUGUUCGCACAGCAAGCUGAAGGGCCGCGAGCAUCGAUACUGCUAUAGCAAGUUGAACCAAGAUCCUCUGCAUCUGACUGAGCUGCUGGCCGGCGCGGGAGAUCUUCCACCGAAAUUCGAAAGAGAUCUUGCCUCUUAUCUGGCGCGAAGCACUAACGUACUGGCGGUGCUCUAUGCAGCUCAGAGAGAGCUCAAACACGAAGCGCUGUCUCGGAUUGAGUCCGUUGCAGACGUUACGAGUAGCAUGUCGCUGGCGAUGACUUUGAGAGACGUCACUUGUUUCAUAGAGUGGAGCUCUGAUGGCGACCAGCUUGGGGUGAACGUGGUCGACGUUGAUCUGAAGCCUAAAGAGAAGUUCCUCCACUGGCGGGAGACCCAGCUAAGACUAGACAAUUUGGAGGAUAAAUGCUAUCAUUGA
Messenger RNA from Torulaspora globosa, 834 nucleotides. It is a transcript of the gene IPK1, whose product is annotated as inositol pentakisphosphate 2-kinase. The coding region runs from base 1 to 834 and encodes 277 amino acids. Gene Ontology annotation, molecular function: inositol-1,3,4,5,6-pentakisphosphate 2-kinase activity; ATP binding. Gene Ontology annotation, cellular component: nucleus. Gene Ontology annotation, biological process: inositol phosphate biosynthetic process. The record is from RefSeq and is a predicted model, not a curated record. The transcript has a single exon. NCBI's taxonomy places the organism in Eukaryota, Fungi, Ascomycota, Saccharomycetes, Saccharomycetales, Saccharomycetaceae.